Messenger RNA from Blastomyces gilchristii SLH14081, 3202 nucleotides. RefSeq names its product SNARE Ykt6. NCBI's taxonomy places the organism in Eukaryota, Fungi, Ascomycota, Eurotiomycetes, Onygenales, Ajellomycetaceae. Gene Ontology annotation, cellular component: Golgi apparatus; membrane. Bases 423 to 1103 code for a protein of 226 amino acids. Gene Ontology annotation, biological process: endoplasmic reticulum to Golgi vesicle-mediated transport. The record is from RefSeq and is a predicted model, not a curated record. The transcript has 5 exons. Gene Ontology annotation, molecular function: SNAP receptor activity.
UAUGAGAAGCUGAGCUGAGAUGUCGGGGUCGAGGCAACUAUAUGCAGGCACUGCUGAUAUCAGAUUUGAUAUUGGAUCGAGCAGGAAUAAACGUUUCCCUAAACCGGAGCAGGUGGCGGGAAAGGGUUGGGAGGCGCAAACGUUACCGCUUCAGCAUCAGACGAAUCCGGCAGCCUGGAUCUUCGUAUCAAGCACCCCAACUUUAAUACCGGCGAGAGAUACUAGAGGAGCAUCGAGCAUCCCAUAUCCUGGGCUACUGUACAUACGCUAUUCCUUUUGGUUUUACUUUUUAAAAUCAGCCCAGAGAACCUUAGCCCCAUUGUAUCACCAUCUGAACACGCCCCUGACGACGACAUUCUCCCCCCUGGCAUCCUCAUACAUUUCCUUUUGGAAUACGCAUUGCCUAAGAGCUAUUUCCAAUUAUGAGCACUACAGGGGACAUCAUCUAUAUUGGCUUCUUCCAUAACGAACAUGGGGAUCCUCCGGAGGAACUCUACGGGGCUGAUUCAUUUUAUGAUUCCCUACUUACCAGAUUUAUCAGAAAAAGUCAACUCGAAUUGAUAACAUUUGUUUGCACCACUCUCCUCGCAAAACUCAAGCCCAACGAUACUGCUGUUACCGUUAUUAAGGAUGAAGUAGAGAACCAAAAUGUCGGAGUACUCUACUGCUUCAACCCCGGCACAGGCCCUGCCACCUUUGUCGUCGCUCGUCCCAACUAUUCUGAGCAAAUUGCGAGAAGCAUCGCGAAAGGAGUUCAACAAAAAAUGAGGAAGGAUUUCGGUUCGGACCAAGACUUCGAUUUAACCCUGCAAAGAAGGUCUGACGUCCCGCAGAAUAAACUCCAACUCUAUGAUUUAUCAGUUGCGAAAGCCAAGAGCAAACUCAAGGAGUAUGUAGAGGAUCCAGGCAAGGCAGAUGAAAUUGCAAAGAUUCAGCGGCAGCUAGACGAUACGAAGCAGGUGCUUUACCAAACGGUUGAUAAGCUGCUGGAGAGAGGAGAGAAGCUAGAUAGCCUGAUCGCAAAGAGUGAUAAUUUGAGCAUGCAAAGUAAGGCAUUUGCAACGCAGGCGAAGAAACAGAAUUCAUGUUGUGUGGUGAUGUAGAAUGGGCCUGUGUUCUUCACAACUCUCUAACAUGUCUAUGAGAGUUGAAAAUGAGGUUAGUAUGCAGUCUAGUUGCACAGCAUUCACGCCCACACUUCCCUCAGCUUCCCUUCUAUUAUCUUUCUUGAUUCCCUCAUGGUUUAUUUUCUCUUUCGGCCGCUCCUUUCCAAGGAAAUCUAUCCGACAUUCACUCUAUUUUGUUCCUUCAUGACUCACGAACCGAGUUUCCACAUAUUUACUUUUUGCUCAUCAACUUUCAGAGUUUUUUUUUUUUUUUUUUUUGCAAGUUUCGUAAUGUCUUCUUCCAUUAUGGCCCUCUUCCAGAUAGAGUAUGCCACAUUUUUGGUCUUUGAUGGUUUUUACAUAUAUAUAUGGAGUAAAUAAAGUAAAUAAUUCUGCCCCCUUUUCCUAUGUAUCGGAUUAUCGGUGAAUAGAGUCCUGCGUAACUUUACUGAUAAAGCUGUUGGUGACGUUAGAAGCAAGGCUGGAGGGUUUCUAGCUCGUUUUGCCAUAUAUUCUUUCUAUCUCACACGGCGCGAGUGUCGACGCAUGACAAGACGACUAUAAAAUUUCGGGUGGAAUAAAAAAAACGGUGCAGACAAAAACAAAAUGUGCAAGAAUGGACCGUCAAAAUGGCAUCAAAAGGUUAUCAACAUUUAUACACCAACAGCUCACUCUAAAAUCAAAUCUCUAUGAUCGGAGAUUCAACGCAAGUCAUGGAGCUGGCCCUCGAGGAUGGAGGAAACUCAACCCUAUCCAAAUAGUUCAGACCCCCCUUAAUCACUGCAAUUUCAUUCCUCCGAUCCACUACAAUAUCUCCCUUUAUUGUCAUCGCAUACCUAGUGUAUUGCUCAUCAAACCAGUCGCCAGGGAUAAAGAAAUGACGUUGGUAGGGUCCGUGAAGGCGUUCCAGCUCAAUAGAACACACCCAUCCUUCCGUAUUACAAAAGAUAAGCUUAGAUUGCCAUAUUCCAAGCACAAACGAGAUUACUUCCGCUAGCGAAAGUUGCGCUAUAGGGGGAACUGGAACCUCGUCCAGGCUGUUUUCAACCUUCAAGAAUGUCCAGUCGAAAAGGAAUCCAUGGCGCAGCUGACUAAAGAUGACGAGCAUAUUAUUUCCCGAUAUAUGAUAGAAGUUUCCAUGAGGUGAAUAUCCGGGUGAAAUAUUAACGUCGAGGUGAACGCAGGCGAGAAGAGUCAACUCACUCCAGGUGUGUAUGUUUAUCGCACUCCUUCCCCCGCCCAGGUAUUCCACGCCGAUAACAUAAAGCGGUGAGAACGGGUGUUGAGUCCACUGUACUGUCCCUAGAUUUUUACUUGCCUGUAUCUGGCCAUCAAUAGAUAUAAGAUAUGAUCUUUUGUUGGUUGCAACAAGAGAUUUGCCAUAAGGACUGAUUAAAAUCUGAGGGGAAUUUGUGAAAUUAUCGUCUGAUAGUUCGAUGAAGUAUCCGGAACCCUUUUCGGCUUGCCACCCGUCUUCCUCCCACCUUGGCGUCUUCUUCAAUUUUGUGGAAGAUAACCAGCCGCUGGGAGAGCCUGUCGUAUGCAAAGCUGUAAGGACCUCGCCAUCAUCCCACCAGCCGAGAGCAUUAACGAAACUAUCGCCGGCCUUGUAGAACGGUUCCAUUUUUUUUCCAGUCUGCAAACCAAACGAGAGAACGGUGCCAUCAUUGGUACCACAAAAUGCAAAAUUUCCUGUGGAAUCAACUGCCAUUGAACGGAUUGAAACACCCUUCUUGGGAGUAGAAUAAUCAACGGCAGGCAUCACCGCUACUUCAGUUGCCCCGUCUUUCGUGUGCCCAGGAGUUAGCAUAGCUGGCUCCCAGACUAAACAAUGGUGUUCGCAAAAUUCGAAAAAGUGUAGACUGUCAUUACCCCAGGCUACGGAGAGAUGAUCGCAGAUAUCUGUUUUGAGAAACGUUUGCAUCUCCAGUGUUUCAAAGUCAUAAACGAAUACCCACACGUCAGGACCUGUAAUCAAAAGCGUACGUUCAUCUGGGCUUACUGCAAGGGCACUAAUGUGGCCUAACCGAGAUAGUUGUCUAAAUAUGUGAUCGGUAAAGGGCUCAAAAACCGAUUAGGCCCAAACCGAAGGUGGC